UACCAUACAAUACCAUACCAUACCAUACCAUACCAUACCAUACCAUACCAUACCAUACCAUACCAUACCAUACCAUACCAUAGCAUACCAUACCAUACCAUAACCAUACCAUACCAUACCAUACCAUACCAUACCAUACCAUACCAUACCAUACCAUACCAUACCAUACCAUACCAUACCAUACCAUACCAUACCAUACCAUACCAUACCAUACCAUACAUACCAUACCAUACCAUACCAUACCAUACCAUA
Molecule: messenger RNA, 252 nt
Organism: Dendronephthya gigantea
Lineage: Eukaryota; Metazoa; Cnidaria; Anthozoa; Malacalcyonacea; Nephtheidae
Exons: 2
Source: RefSeq, a predicted model, not a curated record